This is a messenger RNA of Meloidogyne enterolobii, 234 nucleotides long. NCBI's taxonomy places the organism in Eukaryota, Metazoa, Nematoda, Chromadorea, Rhabditida, Meloidogynidae. The record is from the annotation of a GenBank genome assembly.
AUGCCUUCAACUGAAAUUGGUAAUAAAUUUUUUUUAAAAGUUUUCUUAGAAAAAAUUUUAAAAAUUUGUUUUUAUUUUAAAGAAAUCACUAACAAGUCGACUAACAUAAAUUCUUCAAAUGCUGGGGGUAUUCAAAGUGAAAAAAUUGAAGGUAAACAAAUUGUGAUGGAUAAAAAGACUAACACAGAACCGACAUCUAUUUAUCCAUACCCUUAUGGAUCUUGGCCAUAUUGA